AUGUCUUCGUUCGCAGAGCGCACCUCGCUGCCCACCCUCAACUCUGGCAAUGUGAUUGUCCAGGAGCCGCUCAAGGAGUCGCUUGACGUCGUCCGCCUCGUGGCACCCGUCCUCGGCGCCAACUAUCCCGCCGUCUCGCAGACCACCACAUCCGCCGACGCGUCGGAAGAUGAAGACGACAUGGAGACCGAAGACCUGGCCGACUUCCAGUUCACUGCCAUGCAGCGCUGCCCUUCGCUCACCGCAUCGCAGGACAGUCUCUCGCCUUCGCCCACUCCCUCGCCCAGCAAGCUCUCAUUCUUCGGCGCUGAUGCCACUUCCACUGCCGAAGCAGUCAUCAAGAGCGACAAGCCUGCGACGUAUGGCACGGUUCUCGUGGUCGGUGUCGGCUUUGUCGGCGCACACCUAAUGGAGCGCUUCUCGUCCGCAUACGAGGUAGUCGCAUUCGACGUGUCCGAGAACCGAUGCGAGUACCUGCGCAAGGCGCACUGCAACAAUCCCAACGUUACCUUCAUCUCGAACCUCGAUGCCGACGAGAGGACCAAGUCGUUUGACCUCUGCCUCGUUUCGGUGCCUACGCUGCUCACCGCCGACCUGAGCCAGGUGGACCAGACGCACAUCCGCUCGGCGUUCAACAUGGUGUCGCGCAUUGCUCAGCCUGGCUCAACCGUAGUCGUCGAGUCGUCCGUGACGGUGGGAAUGACGCGCGAGCUCUUCUCUCCGCUGCUCGCCAAGGGUGUUCACGUCGGCUUUAGCCCGGAGCGCGUUGAUCCCGGUCGCACGUUCCCCGCGUUCGAGGACAUCCCCAAGGUGGUUUCGGGACUGGACGAGCCGUCGCUCGAGCGCAUCACCAAGCUUUACUCGCGCGUGUUCAACACAGUGGUGCCCGUCUCGAAGCCCGAGGUGGCCGAGUUCACCAAGCUGUACGAAAACUGCCAGCGCCUCGUCAACAUCGCCUACGUCAACGAGAUCGCCGAUGCAUGCGCCAAGCACGGCGUCGACGUGCACGAGGUCGUCAAGGCUUCUGCCACCAAGCCUUUCGGAUUCAUGCCCUACACGCCCUCGCUCGGUGCAGGAGGCCACUGCAUCCCCGUCAACCCAUUCUAUCUCUUUGCCAACUGCGAUCUUCCCCUUCUCCGCUCGGCUGCGCUUGCCAACCAGCAGCGUCCCGUUGAAAAAGCGAUCGAAGUCGGUUCCGCCGCUUCUCAGAUCCACGCAACUUCCGCCAAGACCGGUAAGCCAUCGGUGGCGAUUGUCGGAAUGGGAUUCAAGCGCGGCGAGGCAAGUCUCGCCUACGCUCCCACCGUCACACUCGCAGACAAGCUCACCGAGCUCGGCGUAGACGUCAGCUACGUCGACGACUAUGUCACCUCCGAUCGAUGGGCCAAGGUGGACCCUGCCACCUUCCAAAACGCCGAGCUGUUCGACCAGACCUUCGACGCCGUGGUUGUGGCGCAGAAGCCGAUUGCCAGCGAACUUGCCGUGCUCGAAAAACUCUCGCGCGCCAGCAUCUUUUACUACACCAAGUAG
Molecule: messenger RNA, 1530 nt
Organism: Moesziomyces antarcticus
Lineage: Eukaryota; Fungi; Basidiomycota; Ustilaginomycetes; Ustilaginales; Ustilaginaceae
Product: UDP-glucose dehydrogenase/UDP-mannac dehydrogenase
Exons: 1
Coding region: 1-1530 (509 amino acids)
Biological process (GO): polysaccharide biosynthetic process
Molecular function (GO): NAD binding; oxidoreductase activity, acting on the CH-CH group of donors, NAD or NADP as acceptor; oxidoreductase activity, acting on the CH-OH group of donors, NAD or NADP as acceptor
Source: RefSeq, a predicted model, not a curated record